Molecule: messenger RNA, 940 nt
Organism: Paramecium octaurelia
Lineage: Eukaryota; Ciliophora; Oligohymenophorea; Peniculida; Parameciidae
Source: the annotation of a GenBank genome assembly
AUGCAAAAUAUUAAAAAUGUUAUCCUUCAGUUGAUCAAAUACAGCAUUGUGGAUGAACAAAUUUAAGAAAUACUCAUUUAAUGUAAGCAAACUCAAUAUCCAAUUAGAGCUCCACUAAUAGUAAGAUUAACUAGAUAUUGCUGUUUUGGCAGAAUAAAUUGAAAAUACUGUUAGCCAUUCAGAUAUCAAUUUGAUUCUAAAGCCAAUCUAAGAUGAGAUUAAUCAAUAAAAAUAGGCAUCAGAGAAAAUCGAUAAAUAACUAAAAUAAGUUAAAUUGCUUAUGAGUCAACUUGACUAUCAAUGUCUCGGCAAAGCUAAUAAGAUGGAUAUCGAAAUAUAAUAGCAAAAUAAUAUUAAAUUACAAUCUUAAAUUCAAGAUUGCAAUUCUAAAAUUGCUCAAAUUUUAUAAUAAUAAGAUAUAAUUACACAAAACAAUCACUAACUUAUUCAAGAUCAAUUUUUGGAAUAAAUAGAAACAUUAGAAUAGAAUAUUAAAAAAAGCGUGUUAGUAACAUUGGAUUCUAUAUAUCAAUGCAACUUUUAGAAAUACGAUAAGUUGCUUUAAAACUAUGAAAAAAUGACAUUCAUUUUAGAAACAAAGGCUGAUCAAUCUCAAUUCGCUGAGAUUAUGUAAUCAAAAGUCAGUAUGUAGUAGUAUCUCUAAACAAAAACUAAGUUGUUCGACACUCUGAAUCAUCUAAAGUACAUGAUGGAAGCUGUAUUGUAGUUUUUCGAGGCAACGAUAUCAGAAUAGGAUUCAAUAAAUAUGAGAAAAUCAGAUUAAAUUAAAUCGAUCAAUUUAAUAAAAAGUAUCAUCAUUAAGUUGAUUCCAAAUGAAGAAUAAAAAUAAAUUCCUUAAAAAUUUAAUGUUAAAUUGAAACCAACUAUUUUUAAGACUAUACAACAUCAAAGAAGAAUUAAAACAGAAAUAAAUGAUUGA